CAGUUCCGCUCUCCGCCCGUCAGUUGUGGGAUAGGCAGACCGUCGGAACUUUGUGGGAGAUGGGCUAAAAGUCCAGCACUGGCAGACCGAACACUGCUGCACAGGAGUUUCACAGCUGCUUAUAAGUGUGGUAAUGCUUAGUUUCAGAAAUGCCGUACGUAGAUCGUCAGAAUCGGAUCUGUGGCUUUCUAGACAUAGAGGAAUUGGAGAGCAGCGGCAAGUUUUUACGACGCUACUUCAUUCUGGACACCCUGGAGGGCAGCCUGGUGUGGUACAUGGAUAACCCUCAGAAUCUUCCAGAAGGAACAUCCUAUGUCGGCUCCCUCAAACUAUCAUAUAUAUCCAAGGUUAGCGAUGCCACCAAAUUGCGGCCAAAGGCGGAGUUCUGCUUUGUCAUCAACGCUGGAAUGAGGAAGUUUUACUUGCAGGCGAAUGACAAGCAGGAUUUAGUGGAGUGGGUCAGUGCGCUCAACAACGCCACCAAAAUCACAGUGCCAAAGUCAGGUGAGCAGGUGGCCCAUAAUACAGCAGAGGCAUGUGUGGACACAUCGGGUGCCACGAAACAAGUGUCCUACAAGACCGAAAUCAUUGCAGGAGUGCCCAUCAUCACCACCACACAGGAAAAGGGGGAAGGUCAGAAUGGUGCAGACAAGAGCGGGAUGAGGAAACCUCCUGGUCAGCUGCCGUUUUACCUGAGCCGGAGUAACCAAGACCAGUCGGUCAUUAAAGCUGGAUAUUGUGUCAAACAGGGAGCUGUGAUGAAAAACUGGAAAAGGAGAUACUUCUUGCUGGAUGACAAUGCACUAAGCUACUUCAAAUCAGACAUGGAGCGGGACCCAUUACGAGUUAUUCCUCUGAAAGAAGUGAACAAGGUGCAGGAGUGUAAACAAAGUGACUUGAUGAUGAGGGACAAUCUUUUUGAACUGGUUACUACCUCAAGAACUUUCUACUUUCAGUCGGACAGCCCAGACGAGAUGCACGGCUGGAUCAAGGCUAUCUCUGGGGCCAUAGUGGCCCAACGGGGUCCUGGACGCUCAGCAGCCUCAAUGCGUCAGGCCAGGCGGCUCUCAAACCCUUGUAUACAGAGGUAUACAUCCUGCAAUGGUGAAUGCAGCACGAGCAUGCUGAACCCACCUCCGUCUUCUACUACAACGAACAGAUUCUCUCAACUCCUUGCUCACCCCUCCCCACCGAACUCCAUUACCCAGAAUGCCGUUCACCCUCGGGCUCUCAGCAUGGCAUGGGAGGGGCCAGACCUGAAAAGCCUGUGCCCGGGGCCACGAGCGCGCCUGUCGCUGCAGGAGUCGCCCCAAAUCUUCUUCAAGUAAAUGCUAACAACUCGUCACCAUGGCAAAUGAGAAUCGGCGUAACACAGCCUCCGGAUAUCCGACAAGAUGAAGACCUGCAUGUUACCCAGGUGUAACGAUGUACUUGGUAUAUAGCACACACACAUUAAAACAAACUGUUAACGCUAAAGGCAGGACAGGGACUCGGGAUGAAUGUGAAUCGGGCCCAGUGCACCAUGGGAUAUGGAGUUUUCCCCAAUCAAGCCUCUUAAAAAACUGCAACAAGUUCAAACCAGAAAAUUCAUUGAGACACCAAAAAGUUGCUGUUACCAACAGUCGAUUAUUUUCCUGUUACGACCAAAAACCGAUAUUACAGUUAAUAUUAUAAACCUAUUGUGGGUUUUUUUUCCUGUUUUUAAAUCUAAAAUACCAUGUACAUGAACUGAAUUUAGUGGAAUCGGGCAUCAAAACACUUGAUGUACAGUCAAAAACUGGAAAUAUAUAUUGUUUAAAUAAAAAGUAUUUAUUUUUAUUUAAAAAUACAGAUAUAUAAUAAAAAUAACUUAAUAUUAAAACAGUAGUUUCCAGUAUUGACCUAAUCAAACUGAUACUGAUAAAACAAAUUAUAUGCUACAUAUUGCUGAUACCAAUAAGGCCACUGAAAUCCUUGAACACAUAAAUUCUGGUUUGUUUCAUUUGAAUUAAUCUGGUGCUUUUACAUCAUUUUUUGGGGUACAGUUAGACUUUUGUCCUACAGUAACAUAUUCCUUUAGAUGCCAUUGGGCCUUGGUUGUCUUGUUUUUCAUUGGUAACUGAAUUUCGUUAUCUUUUUCUUUUUUUGGAAUGAUUUAUGUAUAAAUUGAAUUGGUCUUUGUGUUUGACCACAACAAGCUUCUACUGAUAUGUUUUGUAUUGCUGUAGAGAGAAUGACUUUUGUGUUGUUAUAUUUCAGUGUAAAACACACCGCCACUCUUUAUGGUCUGUUUCUGAUUCACCAUGAGGCAGUUCUCUUUUGGGAGCAAGACUCUAUUUAGUGGCACUUCUGUUUGUCAGAUGCAUGUGAACGUAUGACUCUGUAUUUCUACAUAUAUAUAAAAAAACAAAAAAAAAACACUCCAGACAUUUGUUAACUUAGACUUUACAAAAAGGUUCAAUUUGUUAACAUUAGUUAAUUCUAGAGCUGCCCUCGACUAACGAUUUUUCUGGUCGACUAGUGGUCGUUAAUUUUAAGCAUUAGUCGACUAAUCGCACGUUUAUUAAUAAACCAUUUAAAUCAUUAUAAUGAGCCUUUAAUAGCCUACAUAGCCUAAUAAGCACUCAAGCACACCACAUAAAGCUUGCCACAGCGCACCGGCAGAAGUAAUGAUUAUGAAUGUGUUAGUAAAAAACAGUAAGGAGACUGCAUUAACAUUUGAAUAAUUCACUGAUAAACUAGUGCUUUUUUGUUUUCGGUUUAAGAGAUUAAGUCAGCCACACUGACUCGUCAUCUCCGCAGUAGUGGAUGUGCCUGUAUGCAUGUUUCAUACGGAUUACAUAAUCUGAGAAUAUUAGUCUUCCAUUUGAAUUGGUUUAUUUGAAAGUAGACAUUUCACUCUCUAUAGAUAUAUUUUUAAUGUAAGGCAAAGAUAUACACAGAGUUUUGUGCUCAAGUUCACAGAGACCGAGACGGCAGAAAGCGCAUCCUGAUUGUUUUCAUUAUUUUACAAAAGCGCAAUGUUUUGUUAAUAUUGUGAGUGCACACAAAAAACGUAGAGUCUUUACAGACUCAAAAGAUGUAUUACUCUUAUCUGAAUGAGCAAAAAUGAGAGAGUAUUUUAUGAGCAAGUGAGCGCACCGGCGCCUCCAUCUGUCCUGCAGUGAGCUACUGUUCAGCUUCCACACUUACACGCACAGACACUUCAAUAGCGCACAUAUUUCUAGGUUAACAUUAGAUUGAGUGGCCAUGUAAAGUUGCUGCUACUUACAUAUUUUAGAUGAUAAGCCAUAUUUAAGGUCAAUGAAUGAUAGGCGAGCGAUUGGAUGUCCUGCCUGAUAUACUACCACAUAGACCAGCCGUUAACGAUCUGCGUGACUUCGCCAGUGUGAAUUUUGUUAUUUUUCGGCAACUAAUAAAAUUUCAGUCGACCAAGCCUCUUCUGGUCGACUAGCGAUUAGUCGACUAUUAGGGGGCAGCCCUAGUUAAUUAAUUAUGUGGGCUAUCGUGAACUUAAGAUGAAUAGUAAUGUUCCACAAUUAUGACAAUUAAUAUUUGUAUUAAUAUACAAACUUUUUUUUAAUAAUGUUAAUUCAAUGAAUGUUUGUACUUGAAAUGUUUUCAGCAUAUAACAAAUAUAUUAGUAUAUGUAGAAGAACAUUAACACUGUGAGUAUUGUUUAUUGUUAGUUCAUGACACCUAAUGCAUUACAUAAUGUUAAUUAAUUGAACCUAAAGUGUUACCAACAAAGCACAGGCAUCCACUAAACACUGUUGAAUGGACCCUUUUCACAGACUUGUAUUUUAUAAGAUUGAAAAUCUAGCCAAGUUAUUUUUUAAAUUAUUAUUAUUAUUGUUUUUAUAUAUAUAUAUAUAUAUAUAUAUAUAUUCUCUCUCUCUCUCUUUAAAUUACAAUGUACUUUUGUGCAAAAUGUACAUAACACUACUACUUUGUUUUAUGUUACCUUGCCAAUGUCAGUGUAAUUGCACAUAAGGAAGAGGUCAAUUUGACAUACAGUAUUUCUCUCUACUGACUGCUGUAAUCAGUCUCUCUAUAUUUUUAUCCUGUUUUGUGAAGUUAUAGAAAUGCUCUUUUGCUACUGAAGCAAAUGGUAACACAAAUAUGUGAAAAGGGUCCAUAUGUUAGUAUUAGUGUGAAUGCAAACAGAGUCAGUGACCCCAAUGAUAAAUACUGUAUGUUGUUUUAUUGUGGAUUCAGACACUGCAACAUGUUUUUUCAUGUGUAAUGUAUGUAGUUGUUGGCUGGAAAAAAAUUAUAAAUUUUUGAAAUUAAUCAAAAUAAU
This is a messenger RNA of Onychostoma macrolepis, 4282 nucleotides long. It is a transcript of the gene plekha1b, whose product is annotated as pleckstrin homology domain containing, family A (phosphoinositide binding specific) member 1b. Lineage: Eukaryota; Metazoa; Chordata; Actinopteri; Cypriniformes; Cyprinidae. Bases 150 to 1328 code for a protein of 392 amino acids. The transcript is spliced from 13 exons. The record is from RefSeq and is a predicted model, not a curated record. Gene Ontology annotation, molecular function: PDZ domain binding. Gene Ontology annotation, cellular component: membrane; cytoplasm.